Molecule: messenger RNA, 3117 nt
Organism: Phragmites australis (common reed)
Lineage: Eukaryota; Viridiplantae; Streptophyta; Magnoliopsida; Poales; Poaceae
Exons: 4
Coding region: 110-2899 (929 amino acids)
Source: RefSeq, a predicted model, not a curated record
GUUGUCUCGUCUGAAACGGAGGGGGUGUCGCAGGUCGCAGCCUGUACCAUCGCCUCGUCCCCGCCGUCAUCGCCGUCGCAGCUGCCAUUGCCGGAGCGGGGCGGUGGCCAUGGAGACCGACGAGAAGCGGCGGGGGAAGGAGGCGGCGGCGCUGAGCGGGGGCCACCUCUGCCACGUGUGCGGGUACCAGUACCCCAACCCGCACCCCAGCGCCAAGCUCCGCCGCUCCCACCGCAAGCACUGCGGCAAGGCGCCGGCGGCGGAGGAGGAGGGAGCCGCCGUGGGGCUGGGGGUCGGCAAGCGGGAAGAGCGCAAUGCGGCCGAGGGGACGCCGCUAGGCGGGGAAGGAGGAGGAGAGGGAGAGGGGCGUUGCGCGGGCGAGGCGAACGGAGGCCCUGCGUUGCGCGGAUCUGCGAGAGAAGUUGACGAUUCUGUGGAGGACAAGGAGAACGCAGCACAUGCUUCUCCCAUUGAUACUGGAGUUCAACUCAUCACCACUGAAUUUAGUGAAAAUGGCCUGAUUAAUUUCAUAAACAGUAAAAUGCCUGAUGAUACUGGAGCUCAAGUCAUCACCAGUUUAAGUGAAAAUGGCCUUGUCAAUUGCACCAGUAAUUCUAUUGAAAUUGUAGAUGAAGGCAAUGGAACUGAAUCGCUGAUUGCUUGCACUAAUGGAGGUCAAAAUAAAGUGGGUCAUCCAGCUGAACGAGAAGACAGUUUUGAUGAGUACCAGGAUGCAUCUCCGUUUCUUCUUCAAUCAGAUUCUGAGGAUGGUGCAGCACCCAGUUCAGUAUUUUCUAUAGAAAUCAAUAAUUUGAGUAUUGUUUCAUCAGGAUCAAGCGUAGCUGCAAAUGAAAUUUCACUGGAAACAAAUGGAUUAUGCAAAGAUCAAUUUUCUGGAGAACCCAAUAUGACCGAUUUAUCUGCUGACUCCAAAGUUGGAUAUAAUUUGGAUAAUGGAUCUCUUAGAUUGGCUGGACCUGAAAUAAGCCUGAAGCUUGGGGGUCCAUAUGAAUGCGCUGUGAAUGUUGUGAGUAAUGAUACAGGUAUAGUUGACAACAAAUCUGAUAAAACAUCGGGCAAUAGUGAGUUGAUUGGUGAUUUGCAUCCAUCUCUUCAGGAAAACUAUCCAGUUGUUUUGGACCCAGAAUUGCAGUCUACAUGUUCCGGAAAGGUGAAAAGCUUUAUGGAAGAUAAGAUGGGUGUUUUGCAUACCAUGUGUGAAGCGUCACCAAGACCAGAAGUAGGAUCAGAUAAUGUUGAGUUGGAAACAAUCACUGAUUCCAGCACUAGCGCCAUGCCAAUUGGAAAUGAGUUGAAGGUUGUUCACACUGAAAAUACACCCUCAGAACGCUCCAAGGAGCUCCCCACACGGAACUGGCCUGUUAAGGAUUCUUCAGAUUUUCACCUGCCUUCUUGCCAGGAAAAUAUAAUAUGUUGUACAACUGGUUUUCAGAACGGUUUUCCUGCUACUAAUGUGGAUGACAUGCUCAACUCCAUUGCUGAAGACAGCUGCAACGAUCUGGAUUUCACCUUUGAGGAGAGACAACAACUAGAUAUUGUUGAGCAAAUUGUUAAUAUAGCAGAAGAAAAUCCUUCUGUACAGAAGACUAAUGGAUUCACUGAGGAAGUCUGCAACAAACAGAUUGACCCUGAGUUUCCUACAGAAGCUUUACUAAUGGAUCAAAUGUCUUCUGACAAGAAUCCAUUUAAUCUAGAUGAUGGCAAGAACGAUGACUUAUUUGAACUUCCUACUGACAGCUGCUAUUUAAAGUUACCAAAUGCUAUUGAAUCUCGACAGCAAGUUGAUUCUACAUCCCUGACAGUGGACCAGCCGACAGUCUCUAACCAAACUAGGAUGGCUGAAGCGCAACACUGUCAUAACUCAAAUGAGUGCAUAUUAUCUGCAUCAAGUGCUAGAGAAAAUGAUCACCCAGUUGGUCCAGAUGACAUGCCUGUCAGCAGUAGUGCCGAACUUGUGAAGAAUCCUUGCUUGACUGAUGUGCCAGUGGACCAUGGCCUGCAAGAAGAUGAAGUACAUACAGGUGGUAUCAUUUUCGUGCCAUCUCAGGUAUCCCCCAUGGAGCUCAGCACAGUAUCCACUCAGGAGAUUACUGCAGUAUACAUCAUGGAUAGUGUUGAAAUAAAACAGGCUGACAACACUACUGCAAAGGAUACAUAUGCAGCUAAUGUUGAAGAAAAGAAGCUGACUGAAGACACUGCUGCAGAGAUGAAUUUGGUACAAGUACAACACCCAGAUUAUGUUGAAGAGAAGAAGCAGGCUGGCGGUACAAUGGAGGUGAGUGCAGUACAGAGCAUGGGAAAUCUUGAAGAAAAUAAGCAGACUGAAGUCACAAAUGCAAAGGAGAUGAACCUACGGUUUAAAGCAGAUGUUGAAGAAAAAAGGCAGGCUGAUGAGACCAGUGCAGAGAAGACAAAAGCCAUAUGUCAUACAGACAAUGUUGAAGAAAAGAUGCGUGCUCAAGACACUAGAGCAAAGGAGAAGAUGGUUGCAGCACAAAGCACUGGUGAUGCUGAGGAAAUGAAGCAGCCAAACGGCAUAGCUGGCCAGGAGGGAAACAAUCAGAACGAAGAGAUUGCUGUCACAGGCGCGCGGUUGAAUUCAGGGAGGGUCCAUAUGCCUCUGAAGGUCCUCCUUGCCGAGGCAAACUUGGAGAACAAAGUAACAAAGAAACCGAGUACCAAGGAACGAGUGCUGUCGUUUCGGCGCCGGGUGCCCAAGGAGGACAAUUCAUCGGCGAAAUCAGGGUCCCCUAAAUCCGGUUCCGAUGGCCAUCACUGGAACUCCCCUGCCAAGCUGCCUCGCAAGGAUAUUGACAAGAGAUCCAAAGCAAGGAAGCAGCCGUGGAUGCCAUUCAUCUGCUGCCACUCCGUACACUGAGGCUGCCUUCUUCAGAGUUCAGACUUGAGAUGCACCACGCGCAUCUUGCGAUCUAUGUUCUUGUAUUGCAUUGGUCUACAGCUCUACGUAUGCUGCUGUAACUAACGCUAUCCAUCUCUUUGUAGAUAGUCCGUGCAAUUAAGAUGGUUUGAUAUGUCAUAAUAUCAGACACUUUGAAUCGGUGCAAUUUUGAUGCAUCGCCUCCCGACUUGAUAUGC